This is a messenger RNA of Larimichthys crocea (large yellow croaker), 2810 nucleotides long. RefSeq lists its product as uncharacterized. The transcript has 10 exons. Bases 674 to 1564 code for a protein of 296 amino acids. NCBI's taxonomy places the organism in Eukaryota, Metazoa, Chordata, Actinopteri, Sciaenidae. The record is from RefSeq and is a predicted model, not a curated record.
UUUCAAAUUUCAUUUCCUUUCCUUCACCUCGACCUGAAUUUUCCAGCUGUGUCGUCAAAUGUUGAAGAGUAACGGUGGUUCCCGGUAUGACCUCACACGGGAAUUCAUAAGGAGCUGGUAACACAAACAAAUGUGGGAGUAGAAACCUUUUUGGGGAAAAAAAACGCAAACCUACGUAACCACGCGGCGUCACGGCGGUUUUUACGGGACCACUGGCGAAGUACGGGGGAAGUGGGCGAUGAGUCAGACGCGUACUGGAAAGGGCAGUUACCGGAAAAGGAAAAAGGGUGAUGUUGGAGAGAGAGAGAGAUCGGACAGCUCAGGAGAAAAGCCAUUCCCUGUUGGAAUGGGGAAUAGCUGUGCAGGUGGACGUGGGAGCAGCUGGUACAUGUGGAAAGUUGUUGGGACUCCUGGUGGGCUGACAGGUCUGGCAGUGGCUGCGAAGCUUUUAAAUAAAAGUAGGGAGUCAGAGGAAGUGAGCCAAACAUAAGAUCAUUAUGGUAAUAUCUCACAACCACAAAACGUGUCCCUUGUGUGGGUCGGUGACUUUAAAGUACGGCUGUCGUGGGCACGUCCGCAGGAUUUGAGGGAAAACUGCAAAUACAAGGUUGGAGAGUUACAUCGUGGUGAGGAGGCAACGAUUUCAACACCAUCCUGGGAAGGUAGGGUGCCAAUGGAUAGAGGAUUUCUUCAAGUGUCUGUCAGAACUGUCUGUGACAGACAGACAAGUCCACCAGUUUUCAAGAACUUGACUUACCCAGAGCUGGUGAAGAAUUUGGAGUGCAACAUCCAUACUUCCAAACACACUCGCUGCUCUUGGAUCCCAGUCAGUGGACACUCCCCCAGUUUUUUCUAUGAGUUAGAAGAUGGUGGAGGAGUUAACGAAGAAAACUUCCGCUUAAGAGCGUGCCCACUGUCCACUCAUGAUGGCAGAACUGGUUGCAAUCUGACUGCACACAACUACUACAAGAUCCACAUCCUGAUUAAUGAAACGCGGGACAACGAGACUUACAUAAACAUCUUCAGUCUUGACUUUCAAGUGAAACCUCCUGCUCUCCAUUGGACAGUCACUAAUGCCGGGAAUGAAUUCAUUAUAAACUGGACUGCACCUGACAUAAGAGGAGGGAAAUUUAUAAUCAAUUACACCGAAUGCAGUGAAAAUAAGAAGAUAGACGUAACUGAAGGAACCUCAUAUAAUCUCUCCAGAGUCCCUCACUGUGGGUACAACAUGAAGAUUAAAGCAGAGUCGGAGCUUCACAAGUGGGAGACACCAUGGAGUAUUCCGUAUGAAUUUGAUGCAGAUACAAAUCCUAAUGUGUUGCUGGCUGCCGCCAUCGUCAUCCCAUUGCUGAUUGUCAUCCUGGCAGCCCUGCUUCUUGUGUGUUGGAGGAAGAACAAGAACAUCAUUUUCCCCAAAGUACCAAAACCUCGGGACCUCCUCAGCGAUAUUUCUGACAACAACAAUAAGACCAGUGUCUCCAAUCUCUACGUCCCAGCAGAGGAGGAAGAAAACUGUAAAAUCACUCUUGUGGUAGAUCCCCAAAAUAACAAACCUGACUCCUGACACGUUUCUGCAGUGGAGAGAAGUGAACUGAAAGGUGUUGGACUGUUUAACUGGUGAGACCGGGAGAUUGUUGAGAGAGUGCUUCUCUUCUUCUCUCUGCUCAAACAGACGUUGUGCCUUCAAUUAUUUGGUGGCAUGUUGAAAAGUCAUCAAGGAAGUUAAAUUGCACUAAAAAACAAACAAAAGAAACUGUGGCAGUUACUAUACUGUAGCACUGCACAUUUUGGUUCACAAACUGAUGCAGCUGAAGUCCGACUUUACAAGUCUUAUUCGCUAUUAUUUAGACAGAUUGUUGCAGGAGUCAGUCACACUGUAUGAUUUAUGCACACCAGCAGCUCCUUCUUUGGAAAUGUAUUUGCCUUCGAUUACAUUGCGGGUGUCAGGAUGUAAUCUUUACAAGCACAUGUACAUAUGCAUUUUUUACAUAUGCAACUAUUUUGGUAAUGAAUGAGUUGUUUCAGAGCUUUCCAAGCAUACAUCUUCUGGUUUUAGGAUGUGUGAAAAUUUCAGGAAUCUCUCGAACAACAGAUAUAUAAGAUAAUUUAAUUGUAAGUGAACAUCUGGGUUUUUAAAUGUCUCACUAGAAGAAAUUGCAGGCAACAGUCAUCGAGUUACAACCAGCCUGUUUGCCACACCCAAAAACAAACACAUUUACUUAUGUCUCAAGACGAACUUAAUAAAAUGACCAGUCAUGGCCAGUCGCUCACUUGACUGAUGUACUACGAAGAACACAGUCUAUAAAGGCGUAGCCCCAAGAGUACUCAACAUACAGUUCCUUUGAAAAUGUUUCUUACACAGAACUCACCACAACAUUGUCCGAUUGUCUGAUAUCUGCUUGGACGCACAAUUGAAUAACUGAGGCUUUUGAUGCUUUUUGCCUUUGAUAUUACUGUAUAUAAACAUUUCUGGGUCUGAGAGCUGACCUACACGAUCUCACUGAUUGAGUUAGACUGUGGUGGGUGCAGCUUUUUUUUUUUAAAGUUUAUUUAUUAUUAGUCAAACAAACUAUUUAGCUUUGAAUUACAUUUUUCUCCCAGGCUGUAUUGAGCUGGGACAGUAGGGUGAAAUCCCCCUCUAUGGUAUUUACUAUGAAUGGAAGAUGAAUGAAUGGUGCACUCAUGUUUUAUCAAUACUGGUGCACUACAGUGAAUGUUUAGAUACUGAGAUUAUCCUAUGCUAGGAGAUAUAUUUUAUUUUUUAUUUUUGCUUUUAUUGCCAGUGUACCAAUAAAUGUUUUUUUUCUCAA